Molecule: messenger RNA, 2266 nt
Organism: Prorocentrum cordatum
Lineage: Eukaryota; Dinophyceae; Prorocentrales; Prorocentraceae
Source: the annotation of a GenBank genome assembly
CUCUCUCUCUCUCUCUCUCUCUCUCUCUCCGUGCCGCACUGUUACUUGCAGGAGGUGCGAGGGGUGGUGGUGCCACUCGACGUUCUGAGCCUGAACCUGCCCUUUUUCGCGUAGGCUUCACUCUGGUGUCCCCAUUCGUCCCACGUAGGCAUUUCCCCUGGUGCUCGACGCGAUGUCCUCCCGGGGGCUCUCGACCCUGUUGGCGCGGCCUGUCGGUGCCGCGCCCGUUGGCCGCUUUCGCCUGGGUCGUUCGAUAUUUUCGGGGAGGAGGCAACUUGACUUGUCUGGCGGCCGCGCGCGGCAGCCAUCCCGACGCCGCAGGCAGAGCGCCUCCCACGGUUCGGCGAAGAGAGAACAAUGGGAGGAGGAGGAGGAGGAGGAGGAGGAGGAGGAGGAGGGGAUCAUCUGGCACGGCCGCCGCGGGUGACCAGCGACCGCGAGCCCGCUCAUGUCGGACGCGGCCGUGCUCGUGAGGACCCUCGGGGGCGACGAGGUGGCGAUCCGCGUCCGGGAUGGCCAGACGGUGCUCGACCUGAAGCGCCUCGCGGCCGAGGCUCUGGGCGUGGCGCCGGGGCGGCUUAGGCUGGCGAGCGGCCGCGAGGUGCUCGACCCGAGGGCCCCCGCCGGGCCCCUGCGCGGCUCCGCGGUCGAUGCCGUGGCCUGCGGCUGCCCGAGCUCCUUCGCGCUCGCCGGCGGCGCCGACGGGGCCCUGCGCGUGUGGGACCUGGACACUGCGGCGUGCGUCGGAGACCUCGUGGCCCCGCCGGGGCACGGCGCAGUGCUGGCGGCGGCGCUCGCGGGGACGAAGGCCGCCACCGGCGCCGCCGACGGCGCCGUGCGGCUCUGGGAUCUGGAGGAGAUGGCGCUCGUCGGCAGCCUGCUCCCGCCGGGCGGGGCCGACGGCGCCCCGGAGACGGGGCUGCUCGCCCUGGCGGUGGACUUCGGGGCUGGGCGACUGCUGAGCUGCGGGGUGGACGGCGCGGUGCGCCUGUGGGACCUGGAGGCGAUGUGCCUCCUCGGCUGCCUCCUCAGCCACGCUGGCGUCGUGCGCACGCUGGCCGCGGACUUCGGGCGGCAGCGGGCGCUCACCGGGGCGGACGACCGGAGCGUCCGCCUGUGGGACACCGCGUCCAGGAACUGCCUCGGCGUUCUCCGGGGCCACCGGGGCCCUCUCACCACCUCGAGCGCGGACUUCGGGCUGGGCCGGGCCGCCACCGCCGGCUUCGACCUCUCGGUGCGCAUCUGGGACCUGGAGCGCCUGGAGUGCCUGGCGACCCUCCGAGGGCACCGGCGGGCCGCGCCCCGGGCCUCGACUUCCCUCGCCGUGGUAGGGAGAGCGGGUCCUCUGAAGGAAGCGUUCGCACCUGCCCGGCUGCUGCACGUUCUUCAGCUAACCGCCCCCGCGCGCACGCGCCCCACUGCGGAUGCGUCUCUCCCACUCGGGCCCGACGCAUCUCCUGCAUCAGUAGGCUGGGCGACUUGCCUGCAUGCGCCUGCCAACGCCAGGUGGUAGCAAGUUGUUUCUGUUGUUUGCGCUUGUUUCUAUCACUCUGUGUCGCGACGGUGCCGCCACCUCGCUGGAGGAGAAAAACAACGUGUGCCCCCGGAUGUUGCCUCAGCUCGUGGGUUGCUCUGGCCCGCAAGUCCUGAGGAGCGCAUCAUUGGACCUGCCGCUGCCAGAUCUCGCCGGCGGCUCGUCCGCCCUUUGAGCAACAGCCGAGGCCGUGUCGGCAGUACGUGCUGACUUCGGGGCCAUCCGACGCUCCGAGAGAGGAUCAGCGGGAGCCCGACCCCGUUGUUCGCGUCGGAGGAGGAGGAGGAGGAGAAGGGGGCUUCGAGAGGAGCCGCGGGACGGCCUGCCGUGCAGCGGAAAGCCGGCUGCCCACGACGCGGCCAGCCUGGGCGAGGGCUGGAGGCGCACGUGGCCGCACGUCUUUCCCAGCGCUCGGCCCUUCCCCAUGGCCAGGGGCGCGGACCCUCCACGUGUGUACUCCAGAUCUCGUAAUAAAAUGGAGGGGGUCUGGACCCUCCAAGCCCCUCCAGGGAAGGCCGCCGUUGCCUCAACAGGGCCUUGCUGCUUUCGUCUUCGCCUCUGCCAUUGCGCCCCGCUGGCUCGCCUCCGCGACCCUCUCUCGGAGCCGUCCGGCCCGUGCGGGCGUUGAGCGCCUCCGACGACGGCUGGCUGCGGCUGUGGGACCUGGAGGGCCUGGCGUGCCUGUGCUGCGCCCAGGCGAUGGUGCUGAGGUUGUUGGUGAUGAUGAUGCUG